This is a messenger RNA of Mollisia scopiformis, 948 nucleotides long. Its product is annotated as nucleotide-diphospho-sugar transferase. Gene Ontology annotation, molecular function: glycosyltransferase activity. The record is from RefSeq and is a predicted model, not a curated record. The transcript has a single exon. Lineage: Eukaryota; Fungi; Ascomycota; Leotiomycetes; Helotiales; Mollisiaceae. The annotation marks the transcript as partial.
ACUGCCAAAGCACCCGCUUCUCCAUUUACCUGGGUGACUCUCCUCACUCGCAUAUCCUACCUCCCCGGAGCCAUUCUUCUCGCCUACAGUCUCCAUCGCCAUAAAUCCAAAUAUCCGCUCUUGGUACUCAUAACCUCCUCAUUUCCAUCAUCGUUACUCCCAUCACUUGAGCGCGAAUGCUCCUUGACAAACGCAUCAAUAUUACACAUAUCAGCUCUCUCCCCUCCACCAGAAAACAGUCCCUCCUCUUUAAUCGCAUCAAGAUUCGAAGACACAUGGACCAAAUUGCGAGUCUUCGAACUCUAUCGAUAUGGCUACGAGAAGCUGGUGUUUCUCGACGCUGAUAUGCUCGUGAUGAGAAACAUGGAUGAAUUAUUUGAGUAUGAAUUACCAGGAAAGGACUGGAUUGCAGCCAAUCAUGCCUGUGUUUGUAACCUGGAUAGCGAUAGCUGGGCUGCGGAAGAUUGGAAGAAGGAAAAUUGCGCUUACACUGGGUUGAAACCAGGAAGUUCUCCGACGCUUGUACCAGAUCUGGCAUUUUCGUCUGGGAAGAGAACACACACACUCUUGAAUAGUGGGAUGUUUAUCUUUUCGCCAUAUCAGUCCCAGUGGGAAGAUAUGUUGAAGUUUCUGCGUUCAGAUGAAAGAGUGAAGGAGUUUUUGUUUCCGGAUCAAGACUUCCUCGCUGAGUAUUUCAAAGGCAGGUGGCAGAGCGUUGGGUGGCAAUACAAUGCAUUGAAAACGAUGCGGUAUUGGCAUAAAAGCAUGUGGCAAGAUGAAGAGGUUCGGAACUUGCAUUAUAUUGUCGACAAGCCGUGGAGUCGGAGGGUUGGAGGGGAUGGCGUUGCGGGGUAUCUUGGUCGUGAUGGAAUCACUCAUCAGUGGUGGUGGGAUGAGUAUGAGAGGUGGGAGACAGAACGUCAGCAGAAGGGAGAAGAAGAGAUAUUG